GCGCCCUGGAACUGACAUACAUAGCAAUCUGAAUGCGCUCGGGCAAGGGAAAUAAUGAUCAAUAAAAUGAAAGACGACGAGCGAACCCUAGUCUCGUUGUGUGGGCUUCGUGGCCAUCCCAGCCUGCGCAGAAGAAUGUGCCGUCCAAAUCAUUGUUACGCCAGGAAUGCACGGUCGACCCAAUCAACGUGCUCUUCCCCAGCUUCUCAUGCACGCUAUCACUGUCCGCUCCUGCGUCGCUGCUUUUGGGGCAGCUGUUGGGCUCGGGCGAGGUGUGAAUGCAACCAUGGUUCGGCUCCACUCAAGAGAGCUUCUCUCACGUCUCACGAGGGCAGGACGGGACCGUCUCUAUAUCUGGGGUUGCCCGAGAUCCUCACAAAGGAGUAAAAAUUUAGUGAAAAAUCCUGUCGGCCUUCGCCUAUUCGUGCCGAACUGUCCCUGGCUUGAGAGUCUGCGCCUUCCUACAUAAUUGCCGGCCGAUCCCCAGGCAACUCCAACAUAGUUACCACCAUCUCGGCUCU
This is a messenger RNA of Trichophyton rubrum CBS 118892, 521 nucleotides long. RefSeq lists its product as uncharacterized. The record is from RefSeq and is a predicted model, not a curated record. Bases 55 to 387 code for a protein of 110 amino acids. NCBI's taxonomy places the organism in Eukaryota, Fungi, Ascomycota, Eurotiomycetes, Onygenales, Arthrodermataceae. The transcript has a single exon.